Triticum turgidum subsp. durum (durum wheat) is the source of this 999-nucleotide messenger RNA. The record is from the annotation of a GenBank genome assembly. Lineage: Eukaryota; Viridiplantae; Streptophyta; Magnoliopsida; Poales; Poaceae.
AUGCAGUACAGCACCAUGACCACGCCAAGCUUGCAGUUCCUUUCCCAGCAGCAGCUGCUGCUACUGCUGCCAGCCGUAAUCCUACUAGUAGUUGCCGCCGCGGCUGAUGCUCAAGGGCAGCUUCCGGGUUGCGGCCACAAGUGCGGCAACAUCGACAUCCCCUUCCCGUUCGGCAUCGGCAUCGGCCCUGGCUGCUUCGUCGACGGGUUCGAGGUCCUGUGCAACGACUCCUACCACACCCCUCGCGCCUUCCUUCGGGGCACGAACGGCUCUUACUUCCCAUCGCCGUACGAACUGCUGAGCAUAGCAGUCGAGAAGGGCGAGGCACGAGUGCUAGCCCCGAUCGCGUCUCGGUGCAACACAGAUAUCAACGUGUCCUUCUCCGCGGGCAUGUAUAUGGAUCUAGUUGUCACGCCGUUCGCCGUGUCGGUGAGUAAUGUGCUCAUCGGCGUCGGUGCUACUGCCGUGACUACGAUGCAGUACACUGUGCCUGCUGAGCGCAUCUUCUCUUGCCUUGCAUAUGAUUUCGGGUCAGUCCGUGAAGAAGGGGGCAACGGGAACUGCACGGCAGGCUGCUGCGAGUUCAGCCCUUCCACCCUCACCAAGGAUGUGCUAUUGUCUGUCAGAUAUAUUGCUGAAGAUCAGACCAACAUGAUGUGGUCAACCUUCCCGUGCGCUUAUGGCAUGCUGGUGGAGAAGUCAUGGUACGAGUACUAUAGGCGUGACAUGUUCAGGUACACGCUGCUCAACAGAACCACCCAGGGCGUCCCCCUCACGCUCAAUUUUGCCGCUGGGAAGGGUUCGUGUCUGGCGAAAGGACAAGUGCCUCCUCCGGAAUACGCCUGCAUCAGCGGCAACAGCUCUUGUGCCAACGCAACAUAUUCAGAUACUCCUGGCUAUAUGUGCAAGUGCCUGGACGGUUACGCGGGCAACCCUUACGUCGCUAACGGAUGCCAAGACAUCGUUGAAUGCGAGCAACCCGAAGUGUAUCCAUGCUAA